GGCGGCGUCAGUCCGGAGAACUACGUCCUUCUGAGCUCACUUCCGCCGACUUGAAUCGGAUCGCUAUUCUUCCAGUCUCUCACCGCUUUUGUUCUCCCAUUUCCAUCCAGCCACCGCUGCUGAAGAGAGGGUUCCAGCUGGUUGGGAAACCACAAAGACGCAAAGUAGCGGACCCGUCCGUCACAGAAACGCCUGGUAGCCACAUGCAAAGCGCCGUCUACACAGGGGAUAAGCGGCACUCCGUAGUUACUUAACUGGACUACUUUUUUUCUAUUAUUGUUGGGGGUUUUUUGCGCUUUUUCUGUUACACCGAAACUGACUUCCCCUCUCUAAACUCAAAAUGGAGAACGACGACAAAUACCUCCCCGAGCUGCUGGCGGAGAAGGACAGCCUGGACUCGUCGUUUACACACGCCAUGAAACUUUUAAACGCAGAAAUUGAUAGAAUCCAGAAAGGCGAGACUAAAAAGGAGGAAGAAACAUACCUGGAUCUUUUUACAACAAAGAACAUCAAGCUUAAGGAGCGAGUGCUCAUACCUGUCAAACAGUACCCGAAGUUCAAUUUCGUGGGGAAGAUUUUGGGACCUCAGGGCAAUACAAUCAAACGUCUGCAGGAAGAGACCGGAGCCAAGAUCUCUGUGCUGGGCAAAGGAUCCAUGAGAGACAAAUCCAAGGAGGAGGGGCUGAGGAAAGGUGGCGAGCCCAAGUACGCCCAUUUGUCUAUGGAGCUGCAUGUAUUCAUUGAGGUGUUUGCCCCCGUGCCAGAGGCCUACCUGCGCAUGGCACACGCCAUGGAGGAGGUCAAGAAGUUCCUGUUUCCUGAUAUGAUGGAUGAUAUCUGCCAAGAGCAGUUCAUGGAGAUGGGCUACCUAAACGGAGGCCAGGAGCACGGAGGCCGAGUCCGAGGCGGCCCGCCGGCCAGGGGCCGCGGAGUCCCCCCUGCUGGAGCACACAUGGGUAGAGGAAUGCCUCCUCGCGGUGCCUCCGCCAGGGGAGGUGUGACUCGAGGCGGCCCAGCCAGAGGUGGCGCAGUGAGGGGCGCUCCAGCAGGAAGAGGAGGACCUCCUGCAGCUCCGGCCAGGGGAGCCGUGGCACCCCGCGCCAGGCCCCCAGUCGGCGGGCCCCCCCAGAGGAUGGCGCCUCCACCCCACCAGCACACCCCUGCUGCAGCUGCAGAUGGCUACGAGGAAUAUGGCUACGAUGAGAGCUACACAGACCCGGCCUACGAGUCAUACGACAGCUAUUACAGUCAGCCGCAGGCAGAGCCAGAAUACUAUGACUACGGACACGGAGAGACCACAGAGUCGUACGAGUCGUAUGGCCAGGAUGACUGGAAUGGGACCCAGCGAACAGUUCCAGGGAAGGCCCCUCCACCCUCCAGAGGUGCCAAGACGCCUUACCGGGAGCACCCAUACCGACAGUACUGAAGCGGACUCACCACCCUUAAUGUGUCGCCCUGACUACCGCCUGUCUACCACGGCAGCUCUUGCUUUAAGCAGCCCGACAAAAGUAAUUGUCCGUUUUGUCUUUGGUUUGGUCUUUUCCUACACUGGACUUUAUACGAGAGAGUAAAUUGGGAACUGAAAAUCGGAACUGGUUUUUGAGAUUUGACCGCAAACUCCCUCCCCCACCCCUACCUUGUCGCACCACCUAACCAACCAGCCACCAAUCCUUCCACCCAAAGCGGCUUUUAGAUGGGUUAGAGAGGAGAAGUUGGCGUUUUUUUUUUUUUUGGUUCUUUUUCAUUUGAAUUUUUGUUUAUUUUGCUGUAUUUUGUUCUCUAACCCUUUUUACCCCCUCUGGCUUUUUUGCAUUGUUGAUCGUUAAUUUUUUAACUGUUUGGGAAUAGUCAUUUCUAGUGGAAUUAGUGGCUCAUUAUCCUCUUGUCUAAGGAAUCCAUUUUAAUUGUUUUUAAAUACAAAGAAUCUGUCGAGGGUCAGUUGCAGAUUCCCAUUUAGGCUACAUUUCAAAAUUCUGUUAAUAUAGCCAAAUAAAAGACCUUUUAAACUUUCAAUUAUGUAAUAUAGACACACAAAAAACAAUCUUAAAUUAAGUGAAGGUUAAAGAAUCAAUGUUAAUGGAAUCAGUACAAUUCAUUCUUGAUAAUGGUUUGUUUUAAAUAGUUCUAAAACGUUGUCCAUUUAGACUUAGGCAGCAAUAUUUGUCAUUGUACUUAGAGUUUUGAAAUAUAGCCCUAAUAGACACUGUUGAGAUGGACUGUCCUCAUAUCCUCAAUUUGUUUUACAUGUUAAAAACUAAUUUUAAGACUCUGAAGACAAAAUGUUUGUUUAAUGAGAACACGGCCGAGAGAUGGCCUCCUGUUAUGCUAAAAACAGUUCAGGUCUUCAUUUUGUGAUCUGAUUCUCUAUAAACUGCAUGCACAAAGUACACAAAGAAGGAUUGGGACAAAAAUCUCCACAUGGGUCUUCUCUUUCUAUAGAGAAGGGAUCCUGCAGCUCAAUCCGAACUCUUGUACAUAUUUUAAAACAUCCUAACUGUACUUAUUCUGCCACUAGUAUCUGUACCCUCUCCAUAAAAUGCAUUAUGCUACAUGUGUAAGCUUGCCUAAAUAGGUUACUAAAUCUGUCCAAAAGAUGUUUUGCAGCAGUUUGUCAAUAAAGCUUAGUUUGUUUUUUAUGAAACUUAACUUGCUUUAUUUGUUUCCUGUCCUAGUAAAAUUCUGAAAUGGCCUUUUUUAAACAACCUUCAGCAGUCAGAUGUAGGUGUUUUCCUUUGUUUCUCAUUCAAAACCGCAUUUUAAAUCUAAAUGAAUGUAUUGACGUCUGCAGACUUUAACCCUACUAAAUGAUGUCUUGAUUGAUUAUCAAAAGAGCACAACUUAUUCUUUCUCUCUCUUUCUAUACUUUUUAAAAAGGACCCAGAGGUAAGACCUCUAAAAUAACCUGGAUAGCUUCCUAAUGUGUAUAGAGUUCUAAAGCAUUGAAUGCCUGGGUCUAGGCUUCAUUGUCAUGAAUGACGCUGGCGCGAUGGCUACUUUAGUACAGAGUAAUGGCAGUGCAAUGGAGAGGAUGGUUAUAACCUAGAGAACUCCACUGUAAAGGCACAGCUAUCGGUCACCAAGUGCUCGGAGACUGACAAUCUGCUGAAGUGAGACCAUACAAACCUCAGUGAAGCCGUGCACAGGAGCAGCUCAGCAUGAAGGAGGUGGUCAGACGAAGCUCUCGGGGCGCCCUGUUGAAAGGAGUGGCCCAAGGCCCAGCUCUGUUCCUGGCAGGGACGACUUGUAGUGGCCGGCUGCCAAGUUGACCCACAGGAGCCAGCUGAUGUGGUGCGAGGGAGAGGAGCUGGCUCAGACUCCCACAGGAACAGGACUAAGACUGCAGCUGGUCAGCGAAGACAUUCAGCCCGCUGAGAAUCCAGCAUAACCAGAGACAAAAGAACAACUCUCAUUUUAUGUGUGCUAUUUUCUACUAUUUCUACAUUUUAUGUCAAUAUUGAAUUACUAUGCGUUCUCCUCGUGUAAUUAUUUUCUAACAUUGAAGACACCCACUUGAAGCCUUUGCUGAUUGUAUGCUGCUGUACACAGCUUCUGCAGACCACCCCCUCUUCCUACAAAUGUAAUUGUUCCAGCCUAAUUUACCAUAAAAUGAGCACUCCAUUUAUAGUAGGCUGUGAAAUUGUUUUUAAUUUCUAUUAACCCUUGAAUUAGAUGUGAAAAGAACUUUACUUUCUGCAAGGCAAGCUGUAUUCUCCCAUUAAAGGAGAAUUGUGACAUCUGCAUUUCAAGUAUUUGAUUUUUACAUUCUGGCUGCGUGUUGUUUAGUAUCCAUGCCUUAUUGCUGCGUGAAAAUAGACUCAGUGCUCGAGAGUUAAAGAUGCCCGGAGAGUGUGGAUCGCUAUCUCGCAGCGGCCGAGUUCACCGCGAGCUCACACAUGCCGCCGCAUCUUGGCAUUGCACGGCCUGUGUAGCCCUGAGGAUAUCAAAUGCUAAUGCAGAAGUCUAUUUGCAUGUACUCACAUGUACCCUCCCUGCAAAUGUGCAACACUUUUCAUAACCAGUGCUGGCCUGUUCUUGGCAGUUCAGCAUCCAAGUAUGAUAAUUCAGAGAGAUGGACCCAAGAGGAGAGCUGGAUGUGAGAAAGGGACAGAGGGUGAAGACAGACAUUACUAACUUCCAUCCAUCUAUCCGUCAUGCCUCUGUUGAUUUGAUUCCCCUCUAUGCCAUUUUCUGCCAUUAUCACUGAUGAUAUUACGGCUGCCUGUAGUGCCGAGUUACAUUUAGAGGUCAAAACUGUACUUUCCUGUAUUAAAAACACAUUUCUCUGUCCCGAUUCGCUGGUCAAAGGCAGCAUUAGCCAAGUCAGAGGCUCCAUUUAGUUUAUUGAAAAAGCUAGCAGCUUAGAGGAUAGAACAUUAGAUAUUAGGAUAGAAACCAUCAUUUGAGAUGAAAUGUCAACGGGCCAUAUCCAAAACAGAUCAUUUUUCAGUCUUUAUGUGCUAUUAUGUCUAAAAUAAUGAUUUCUAUGUCUCUUAUAAUCUAAUGAAAGAUAAGUGAUGUGGAAGCCAUCUCCUCUGUUUGAAUCGAUGAACUGUCAAGAGUGGAAGGCUGGAGAAGAAAGUAAAUGUUACUGUGCAAUGAUCAAUAAAAGUAGACUUGAAUAUGA
Molecule: messenger RNA, 4624 nt
Organism: Siniperca chuatsi (mandarin fish)
Lineage: Eukaryota; Metazoa; Chordata; Actinopteri; Centrarchiformes; Sinipercidae
Gene: khdrbs1b
Product: KH domain containing, RNA binding, signal transduction associated 1b
Exons: 12
Coding region: 341-1426 (361 amino acids)
Biological process (GO): regulation of alternative mRNA splicing, via spliceosome
Cellular component (GO): nucleus
Molecular function (GO): mRNA binding; poly(A) binding
Source: RefSeq, a predicted model, not a curated record